ACGGAGGGUGGAGCGGGACGGACAGGGCCCCCCCGGGGCGGCCGCCGCCGCCGCCAUGGCCGCCGUCUGGCAGCAGGUACUCGCCGUGGAUGCCAGGUACGCAGCCUACCGCACGCCCCGCUGGCCCCAGUUCCGGACGCAGUACGUGCGACGACGCAGCCAGCUGCUGCGGGAGCAAGCGCAGGGAGGGACGCUGGAAGGUGGCACCCGGCGCUGGUACCUGCGGGUACGCACCCGCCUGCUGGCCCAGCGCUACGGGGCCCUCUCCGAGCAGAGGAGCUGCCGGGCCCACAGUAGCAGCGCCCUCCGUGCCAGCCGCACCACCCUCGACCGCAUGGAGGACUUCGAGGAGGACCCGCGCGUGGCCCGGGGACACCGGCGCUCCCUCAGCUGCGGCUCCCACCCCGGGGUCCCCCGCGGGACCACCGACGAGCGCCCCCCCGGAGUGGUCCCCACGCCGCUGGCGGAGGCGAGCCGCGCCAUGGCCGGGGACACGACGCUGAGCGAGAACUACGCUUUUGCCGGCGUCUACCACGUCUUCGACCAGCACACCGACAGCGCCGUGCCAAAAGUCCAGUUUGCGCACGACGACCGGCACCUGCUGGCGUGCUGCUCGCUGGACGGCACCAUCUCGGUUUGCCGGCUGGCGCCGGGGCCGCCGGCGGUUCUGCGGGUGCUGCGGGGCCACAGCGGCGGCGUGGCCGAUUUCGCCUGGUCCCUCUCCAACGACGUCCUCGUGUCGGCCUCCCUCGACGGCACCUUGAGGCUCUGGGCCCCCGCCGACGGGCGCUGCAUCCGCCGCGUGCCCGACCCCGACGGCGCCGCCCUGCUCUCGGUCGCAACGCGGGGAGCCUAUAGCACGAGCCGUAGCCACCCUGUCUGUUGUCUUCCUCGGCUCUCUCAUCUCCGUGGUCAGCGUUCCAAGCAACGGGCAACAAACCAUCCGUUUUCUGUGCCGACUGCGUUCUUCGCGGCUAUCUAUUUAUCGAUCCCCCCAGUGUUCAUCCACGGACCAAAAAUCCCGUCUUUUAGCCCCUCCGUAUACAGCUGA
Aquila chrysaetos chrysaetos is the source of this 1051-nucleotide messenger RNA. RefSeq names its product WD repeat domain 13 (gene WDR13). The transcript has 6 exons. Lineage: Eukaryota; Metazoa; Chordata; Aves; Accipitriformes; Accipitridae. The coding region runs from base 56 to 1051 and encodes 331 amino acids. Gene Ontology annotation, molecular function: protein binding; promoter-specific chromatin binding. The record is from RefSeq and is a predicted model, not a curated record. Gene Ontology annotation, cellular component: nucleus.